Messenger RNA from Ziziphus jujuba (common jujube), 1801 nucleotides. RefSeq lists its product as uncharacterized. Gene Ontology annotation, molecular function: phosphatidylinositol transfer activity. The transcript has 7 exons. Lineage: Eukaryota; Viridiplantae; Streptophyta; Magnoliopsida; Rosales; Rhamnaceae. Bases 288 to 1352 code for a protein of 354 amino acids. The record is from RefSeq and is a predicted model, not a curated record.
UUUUUUUUUUUUUUAAUCCAAAUCCAAAAUUUUCCAGCAUCUCCAGUGAGUGGAUCCAAAUAACAAGGUUCUUCCAAAAUUAAUCCAAACCCGUCUCCAAACUCUGCUCCUAUGGAAUACCCUCUUCUUGUUUGACCAUUUUUUUUUUUUUUUUUUCUUUCCCCUUAUGCUUUCUGACCGUCCUCUGAAGCUCCUUUCGAUUAUCACUUGCUUCGUCAACAGGCUCUGUGAAAAAUCCAAACAUAUAAAUUUAUAUAUAUUUUUAAACACUCAGUCUUCUUGGAACUAUGAGUAUAAAGAAAUCCGCUUCAAAUGUUGUUGAGAAGAUUCUAACGUAUGAAGAGCAGCAGGCAAAGAUUAACGAGGUGAGAAGUUCAUUAGGGACGUUGUCAGGUAAAUCAUCCGUUUAUUGUUCUGAUGCAUCCAUUGCAAGACAUUUAACAGCAAGAAACUGGAAUGUCAAGAAGGCAACUAAAAUGCUCAAAGAGACCUUAAAAUGGAGGUCGGAAUAUAAACCAGAGGAGAUUCGCUGGGAAGAGGUAGCUAAAGAAGCAGAGACUGGAAAAAUUUACAGGUCAAAUUAUGUUGACAAGCAUGGGAGAACAGUUCUUGUAAUGAGACCUAGUUGCCAGAACUCAAAGUCAACAAAAGGUCAAAUUAGGUAUUUGGUUUAUUGCAUGGAGAAUGCUGUUUUAAAUCUGCCGCCACACCAGGAUAAGAUGGUUUGGCUGAUUGACUUUCAGGGCUUCAAUAUGUCACAUAUUUCAGUGAAAGUGACUAAAGAAACUGCCCAUGUUUUGCAAGAUCAUUACCCAGAACGCCUUGGUCUUGCAAUACUGUACAAUCCACCCAAGUUCUUUGAGCCAUUCUUCACGUUAGUGAAGCCUUUCCUAGAGCCAAAGACGUACAACAAAGUCAAGUUUGCUUACUCAGAUGACCUUAACGCGAAGAAGGUAAUGGAGGACCUUUUUGACAUGGAUAAGCUGGAAUCUGCAUUUGGUGGAAAUGAUACUGCACCAUUUGAUAUAAAUAAAUAUGCAGAGAGAAUGAAAGAAGACGACAAGAAGAUGCCUGCUUUAUGGGGUGAUCCACAAUCAACACUGAACAAAAUUCCUUCUUUCGUUUCUACCAAGUUAGGCUCGGAUUCAGAGUCUUCUGACAACGAGAAAACAGACAGUUCCAAGCGUUGUGGGUCUGAACCUGAAUUGGUCUCUUCAGAUGACAGUAAGCCAUUGGCUGCUAGUAGUGGACAUCCUACUGAAGAUGUCCAUGGGACAAAACCAGAAGUUUUCUCUUCAGAUAACAGUAUUCCGGUGGCUGCUAGUAGCAGAAAUCCUGCUGAAGUUGUCUAAGUGGAGAAAAUGACAUAAGAGUCUAUGAAUGUGAAAGAUUUGCUUCUCUCCUGCAACUGUUGGAAUCAGGGGGAUUCAGGAACGUUCAUCCAAGGACCAUUCAUUGCAAUUGUGGUCCUAAUUUGUUUUCAUUGUUAAAUUGGAAAUGGAUGAUGGUCCCAAGGCCUAUGAUAUGAUGAGUAUUACAAUGAUGGAUGGGAUUGUGAAGCAAAAGGUCAUAACAAGCAUAUCUUGGAAUAAAUCUGGGAUAAAAACAAACACAAAAACAAAAACAAAAACCUUUAGCAUUCUUUCUCCUUCUCCAUGGUCAUGUCAUUUGGAGCUCUCGCAUCGAACCCAACUGGGGAACAACUAGGCCAGGAAAAUGGGUCCCCCUCUUUUUUGACCAGUUUCUUUCACAGAAGUUCCCUGAAUUUUUACGAUUUGAUAUUUACUCGUAAUGUUUAUGA